Molecule: messenger RNA, 1014 nt
Organism: Calliphora vicina (urban bluebottle blowfly)
Lineage: Eukaryota; Metazoa; Arthropoda; Insecta; Diptera; Calliphoridae
Exons: 1
Coding region: 1-822 (273 amino acids)
Source: RefSeq, a predicted model, not a curated record
AUGGCUAAAAUAUUAGCAAGUGUUUUAAUAUUAAGUGUUAUUUGCACUAUUACACUGGCUGAGCCAGGAGUUCACAGGAUACGCAUACGUUUUCCAGGACCAAGUAGUGAUAAAAUUGUGCUGCCAAAACCAGCAAAACAAGAAGUAGCACCAUAUCCAGCGGCUGGCUUUAAACCUGAACCGGUUUUUGAAUUGCCAGAACCAACAUAUUUACCAGCAGCCGAACCUGAACUCACUUAUGGACCACCAGAAGUUAUAUAUGGUCCUCCAGCAGAUACUUAUGGACCACCAGAGCCCCAAGAAACUUAUGGACCACCAGAGUUACCAGAGUUAUCUUAUGGUCCCCCAUCUGAUACAUACGGACCACCCGAUCAAACCUAUGGACCCCCAGAACUUACCUAUGGACCACCUGAAAUCAACGACUUCCAGUCAGCAGCCAUUGUCAAUGCACCCCUUACGCUUGCAACACAAUUUACACCACCACGUCCUAACAAGGCUGUUAAUUUCCGCCCAAUUCGGCCACAAUCUGCAGCCAUUGUAAAUGCACCCCUGAAACCCGUAAGACAUUUCAUUGUUCCACGUCCCGAACGUGUGGUCGCUUUUCGCCCUAGACGUCCACAAUCCCAGUCUCAACAAUUAUAUGCUAAAACUUCUCUUACACUUCCACGUGUAGAACGUUUAACAGCAUUCCGUCCCAGACGUGUUUCCAACCAGCGGCCACAAUCAAAUCGUUUCAGUCGUCCAUUACCCUCCAGCAUUUUUGGAAACUCGAAUAAUGGGCGCUCCGGCCGUAAAUUACCCUCGAACAUUUUCUCAAAUUAAAUUAUUUUAUUUAGAUUUAAAAUAUUUCUUAUUUGAAAUUACUUUUCAUCCAUACUUACAUUCAUACAUAUGUUGUUUAUUCCAUUAAUAUUGUUAUUGUUUUAAUAACUUGUUGUUAAUAUUAUUAAAUACUUUUAAUUAUUAUAAAAAUAUACAUACAUAUUAACAAAUGUUAAAAAUUUCCAAAAAAAA